AUGGCUACGGAAGAGCCCCAUGCGGUUCCCACCGCGGGGCCUCAAGACGGCGUUCCGGAUCUUCAAAGCAGCGACUCGGCAAGUACUGCAGAAGCAGUUGCUGCAGCAGCAGCUGCUGCAGCUGCUGCUGCUCAGCUAGCGGUAGGGACGAGCUCAACUGACGGGGGAUAUCAAGCUCAUUCGUUUACGACUCUUUUUUUGAUAGACUUCUCCUUCCUGAGGGCGGGCAACAUCACGGAGGUUGUUGAAAUCGCGUGGGUGGUGUUUGAUGUGGCGACCCGACAGUCCCUUGAGGAAGUUUCUCUUCUCGUCCGGCCCGAGCAGCUCUUGGCGCCGGCUGAGGUUCUCACGAAGCUUGGGGUCACGCAGGAGCAGCUCUUUGCCGCAUCGACUCUGAGUGAAGUCAUCCAGAAGCUCGACACGGCAGUCUUCCAGCGAAGCCAAGACGGCGUGAAUCCCGCAAUGCUCUGUGUCUAUGAGCCGGAGAAUUUGAAGGAUUUCCGCGCAUGUGCAGCUGCUCGCCAAGUGACUCUUUAUCCCCACUUCGCGCAGGCUGUGAUCUUGAAACGCGUAAUCCAGCAAUAUCUGACAGUUAAGGGGGAUGAUCUGAAGAGCUUAAGCACGGCUGCGGGAGCUCUGCACUUGGCAGCACCAGAAGGGCGGGAGGAUGGCCUGGCUGCGUGCCGGUGUAUCUGCAGCAUUUUGUUUUUGCUGCUCUCGAAGGGUCUCGUGCUGCUCAAGGAACAUUCCGUCAACGUGGAAGACCCAUCUGCCUUAGAGGCCCUCAAGCCGCUCGUGGCGCCGGCAGCAAAUGGAUUUUCUGGCGUUGGAACACAUAUUCGCCUGAGAGGACUUCCUUGGGACGUGACUGAAGAUGCCAUCGUCCGGUUCUUGAAGCCAGUUGUUGACGUUACAGAGUUGGAUGUUUGUGUCUGCGUUGGCCUUAACAAACGUGUGACAGGCGAGGCCUAUGUGAACGUUCACUCGACAGACAUGCGGGACGUGGCAGUUCGGACACUUCAUGGUCGCAUGAUGGGUCCACGGUGGAUAGAGGUGUUCCGGUCUAGCGCGGAAGACUUUGAAAGGGCCAUGCAACGAAGGGUAGCUGUGAUGAGCUCGGGCACGAGGGACGGCCGGGACGCUGAUGUUAAGGGCCUGAACUUAACCGUGCUGAAAUUACGGGGACUGCCGUGGACUUGCACUGACAACGACGUCGUCAACUUCUUUCAAGAGCAUGGGUUCGAGAUUGGGUUUGACUCGGUUGUCUUGGGGGUUGCGGUGGACGGAAGGAUGAACGGGAUCGCGUACGUCGAGCUUCCCGACGCUGCGACUGCAGACGCAGCGAAGGAGAAAUUACACAGGAAAUACCUUGGUCGGAGGUUUGUUGAGGUGUAUCCGUCUACUCGAGAGGAAAUGCAUAGAGCGAAACGGCCAGGCAGAAUGGUGCCAUCUGAGAUGGGUGUGGGAGCUAUGCGCAUUCAACGCCCAGCCCGCAUGAUGGGCGGAACUGCCCAAGGACCCUACAGCGGUGGGUACGGAGCAGGACCCCAGCCAUAUGGAGCCAUGGGGGGAGGUAUGGCUUCCACCCAAGCUUACGGAGGCAUGGAUGGUAUGGGCGGUCCACAAGGAAGCUACGCAAGCUACGGCGCCCCCAGCCAUGAUGUAUACGGAGGGUAUGGGGGCGCAGUUCAGCAAGCCGCCUAUAGCCAAGCAUCUCCACAAGUUGCGCAGCCGGCGCCUGCACAGGAUGUAGGCCCCGUCCCUGCUGGAUGGGGUUACACUGUCUUGAGACUCCGGGGAAUGCCCUUCAAUGCUAAUGAACAACAUAUUGUGCAAUUUUUCCAAGGCUUCCAUAUGACGGCAAUUCUCCCGUCUACGAUCCCGAUAGAUGGCCGGCCUUCUGGAGAGGCUUAUGUCCAGUUUUCUGACGUUAAUGAGACCUGGAGAGCCUUACAAACGAGGAAUGGCGCUCGAAUGGACAGGAGAUACAUUGAGCUCUUCCCUGCAAGCAAACAAGAAAUGACAUUUGCAGCACAAGGAGGAGACCCGCGAGCGUUUCGGGAGCGGGACAGAACCUUUUGA
Eimeria mitis is the source of this 2082-nucleotide messenger RNA. RefSeq names its product RRM domain-containing protein, putative. The transcript has 12 exons. Gene Ontology annotation, molecular function: RNA binding. Lineage: Eukaryota; Apicomplexa; Conoidasida; Eucoccidiorida; Eimeriidae. The record is from RefSeq and is a predicted model, not a curated record. The coding region runs from base 1 to 2082 and encodes 693 amino acids. Gene Ontology annotation, cellular component: ribonucleoprotein complex.